Phytophthora nicotianae INRA-310 is the source of this 345-nucleotide messenger RNA. RefSeq lists its product as hypothetical. Gene Ontology annotation, biological process: intracellular signal transduction. The record is from RefSeq and is a predicted model, not a curated record. Lineage: Eukaryota; Oomycota; Peronosporomycetes; Peronosporales; Peronosporaceae. The transcript has a single exon. Bases 1 to 345 code for a protein of 114 amino acids.
AUGGGCUUGCAGUGUUCCAAGGCAUCUUCGACGGAGUUCAAAGCGAAACCAAGUGAAUUGCCGGAGAAGGAGCUUGGGCCGAUCGACUUGUGCUCACGUCUGAACACGAGCCUGCCCAUCGGCACUCGGCAUCGGACUCCUCUCAAGAAAUUCUCCAACUGCUUUUCGAGCGUGGAGGCUGUGAACUGGAUGCUGGAGCACAAGCAGGCGAGGGACAAGAAUGAGGCUGUGCGGAAGUGCCAGACGCUGCUCCGUCGACGCCUCCUUGAGCAGGUUGAUGGACCUGCCGAGUUCGAGUACGACGCCAAGCGGUUCUAUCGCUUCAAGCCUGCUGAGGCGUGUUGA